Molecule: messenger RNA, 1837 nt
Organism: Phytophthora infestans T30-4
Lineage: Eukaryota; Oomycota; Peronosporomycetes; Peronosporales; Peronosporaceae
Product: RMD5 family protein
Exons: 10
Coding region: 494-1837 (447 amino acids)
Biological process (GO): proteasome-mediated ubiquitin-dependent protein catabolic process
Cellular component (GO): cytoplasm; nucleus; GID complex
Molecular function (GO): protein binding; ubiquitin protein ligase activity
Source: RefSeq, a predicted model, not a curated record
AGAAAUUCUCCUGAGAAAUCACCAUCGGUGCGCUUCGAACGAGUGGGUUGACGAACCGCAAAGGUGCCGAAGAAGGAAGGCGAACAGCGCUUUUUCGGAUGCAAGUAUCAUGGGGGGGCGGACAAAAACUGUCUGUCUCUUCAUCGCCGCGUUGGUUUGAUCGCUACCGGCCGCGGUCACGCUCAGGUGAAUGCAGUGGUCCGCUUUGGUGUCGCAUUUGUUGACGCUGCCGUCUGAGUCAGUCCCUCAAAUUCUCUGCUAUAGCCGCACAUUCACCAGUGGUGAAUCACCACAUAACGGGCAUUUUUGAAAUACCGGUUAUUCGGUGGCGCGACCUUUCAUUCUUCGCAUCUGAUUCUCGACAAGCGAGAGAAAGCUCGACUACUUGACGAAGGAUUAUCGAGUGCUGGCUGUACGUCUGUAACUUCUGUUCAUGACGACGACUUUGUUAUAGUCCUACGGUUCCCUUAAAUUUAUUUCAGAGAAGUGAGCGAUGCAGGUGCUGGAAGAGGAGAGCAAGCGAGUGCUGAAGAAGCAGCGGCUUUGUGCAGAACAGAUCGACCGUCAGCUCGAUGAGCUGCUGACACAAGUGGAGACCACCAAGAAGAAGCUUGAGCAACGGCAACAAGAGCUCUGUCGCAAGAAGAACCGCCACCUCGCGACCAGCUCAGCGGGCGAGGGAGAAGAAGGUGACCCGGACAGCAACGGCGAUGAGACACAAACUUCAGCUUCAACUGCGUCUAACGGAGAGGAAGCAGGUUCAAAGACGCCAUGCAAAAUCGAAGUUGUGGAGACUAACGAUGGCGACGUGGCAGUGGAGGAGCAAGAUAACGAGACCGAAUAUAUCGUCAGGGACUUUAUCCGACGUGUGCGACAGCUGAACUUCGAGAAAAACGUGACUAGUGAGCUCAAGCAGAUCCACGUGCUGUUGUCGAAAUACUCCAAGCAGAUCGACAAGAAUCUUUGCACCGAUAUCACGAAGGUGUGUCGGACCAAUGAACUAGACCAAAGCCUCGUGUGUCGGUUAGUGGCAGAGUAUCUGUAUCAGGAUGGCCAAAUCGAGGCAGCGGACUCCAUGUGCAAGGAGGCGGGAUUGGAUCUGCCACCAACGUUUCGUGACUGUUUCAUCGAGCUGCAUCACAUCUUGAAAGCAAUAAAAGAGCGUGACAUGCAACCCGCGCUGGAUUGGGCACGGAGACACCGCAACGACUUAGGACGGCUGGACAUCGACAUUGAGUUUGAGAUUAUUCGACUCAAGUAUGUGGACAUCCUCGAGUCGUCGCCGGAUAUGAUGGACGCUGUUAAUUUCGCCAACAAGGAGCUUCCCUAUUUUCAUCAGACCCACGCUGAAGAGGUGGGUGUGCUGAUGAGCUGUGUGCUGUACAAGGGAAAGUUAGAGGAAUCCCCGUACAAGAAACUAUUUAACGACGGUCGAUGGGAUGAAAUUUACGACGCUGUCAUUCGUGCGUGUUGCUGUCUUCACCGUGUUCCGUACCGAUCCUACCUGGAAACAUGCCUGUCAGCAGGUGUGUCGGCCUUACCUGCGAUGCGAAAACUUGUGUCUGUAAUGAGUAGCAAGCUAGCUGACUGGGGUAAUAUGGACGAACUUCCGGUGGAGAUUCCCAUUGCGAAAGAGCUUCGGUUUCACAACGUGUUUUCCUGUCCAGUCUCUAAGGAAGAAAGUACACCAGAAAACCCUCCAAUUUUGCUGAAAUGCGGUCAUGUCAUUUGUCACUCGUGUGUCAAGCGCUUCUCCUACAACAUGACCCGGCGAUUCAAGUGCCCCACUUGCCCUGUGGAACAAACGGAAAGUGAAACGCGUAAGCUUUUCUUCUAA